Larimichthys crocea (large yellow croaker) is the source of this 2023-nucleotide messenger RNA. RefSeq lists its product as hypothetical. The transcript has 11 exons. Bases 118 to 1263 code for a protein of 381 amino acids. The record is from RefSeq and is a predicted model, not a curated record. NCBI's taxonomy places the organism in Eukaryota, Metazoa, Chordata, Actinopteri, Sciaenidae.
AACGCGCAAGAGGAGGUUUGUCUCUUGCCGGCUUCCGUACCUUCAGCAGGAAGUUGCCAAAGUUUCAUUCAUUCAUUGUGUGUAGUUCGUGUUUGUAGUUUGUAGCUUCAUUUCAAAAUGCGCAGAAGAACUGAAGCUCCGGCGUCAAACAGUGAGCCUGUCGGCGCUGACAGAAAGGGUCCGGAUCAAAGACUGCACAGCCAGGGUGGAGGCAGAGCGUCUUGCAGAUCUGUGCUCACAAACAUUGGGAAGUGUUUACUCUUAAUCAUCAUCAUCCCUCCUUUCCUCAACUAUGCAUCGCUGCAGAGAGAAGGACAGAUGCUCCUGCCUAAAGAUGGCCAGAUUGUCGACGUUGGUUUGGGUCAAAAGAUGCAUCUUUUGUGUAAAGGACACGGAAGACCAGUUGUAAUACUGGAUGCACCAACUGGAAUGUCUUCAGACGUAUGGUUACAUGUCCAAGAGAGUGUGUCCACACUAACAAAGGUCUGCACCUAUGACAGAAUGGGACUUGGUUUCAGCAAGCGGCUGAUGCAGAAUGAAACCACAGGAACUGAGAAAGUUUGGGGAAUGUCAACAGCUGGACGGAUGGUAGAUGAUCUGCACCGACUCCUGCAGGCUGCUGGGAUAGCCAAGCCCUUCAUCCUGGUGGGCUCUGAGCUCGGUGCGCUCAAUGGCAGGUUUUACAGUCACAUUCAUGAUGUGCAAGUGUCAGACCUGGUGCUGAUUGAUCCCGUCCCAGAGGACGUUUUUGAGGAGGACCAAUGGAAAGAGUACUGGUAUGGUAAGCUGUUGCCCUCACUCCAAGCCAAGCAGUUUUCAGCAGCUACAGGGCUGAGCCGCAUGCUGAUUAUCCUCGGGGCAAUUGAACCGACUAUUAAAGGCGAAAAUGUCUCAGAGGAGGUCAUCCAGCGACAGAAAUACUUACUAAGUAACCCGGCCCACCAGAGCAGUGCUGUGGACGAGCAUUACUUUUUCAAUGAAAGUGCGGCACAAGUAAGGGACAUCACAAAGUUUAAGCCCCUCUCCAGCAGGACGUCUGUGAGCGUGAUCACCGGGGAUUCUUUUGACGAGGAAAUACCAGAACACCUAAACCAGAUGGUAGCUAAGCUUCAAAAGAAGUUUCUGAAGGAGUCCUACCCAUCAGCCAAUCACAUUCACAUAAAAGGAGCAGACCGGCGAAUGAUCUACAAGAAGCCAUCUGCCAUCAGCCAGCACCUGAGGAAGCUAGUCAACCGACGACAAGCCAAACAGCAGAGCGAGUGACCCAUGGCCAACAUGUAACAAUACCCCAGACAUGGGCAGGGUAAUCUUUGAAUAUGUUUUAAAUAUUCAAUAAAAUAUUCAAGUUAUCUUUUUACCUCUCCCUGCAGCAAUCUGUAGAGAUUGUGUACAUGUCUUGCAAGGUUCAUCAAGAAGUCAAUUUUUGAACAGAUUUUUCGCACUGCUCUGCUUCAUUCGAAGCAUUUUAAUUGAAAAUAACUGGAGGGUAUUCAGUUUGAUGAAAUAUUUGCUGUCUUUAAGAUUCAGAAAAUCUUAUCUUUCAAGUUGUUAUUUCAGUCUCUUUACCUGAUUGGCCGGCGCUAAAAAUUAAUACAGUACUCCUUAUCAAUGUAAAGGCCACACACAUGUCAUUGCUCAACCUUUUUAUCUCCGUCAGUCCUGUCUUAAUAUUCUCCCAUGUUAUAGCCACAGGAAAUGGUACACUGGCUUCCUCUGACUCUGUCGCAUCAGCUUCAGUCAUUCGUCACCUGCAUAUAAUUAAGUUACAUCACAACCAGGCACAGACGUCUAUUUUUGGACAUGCACUGAUUUGAUUUGUUUUAUAAUUUGCAAACAGACGAGUCUAGCCUGCAAAGCUUUUUGUGAAUAACAUCUUUAUGUACUUUUGCAUCUAUUUUGAACUGUAUUGUGCUUAUUUAUGUUAUGUUUACAGUCAUGUGAAAGAAAGACCACACAGCAUUGGUUUAUCCUGAGGAUUUAAGUUUAAUUAUGACACCACAUCAAAAUAAAAAUUUCCAACAGA